AUGAAGAAAAGUCCUACUAACAGAAAAUCUAAACUAAGACUUGAACUGUCACAAGUUAAAACGAAAUCAGGAAAUGGAUUAACAGAAGAGCUUGAAAGUAUAUUUGAGAAGAAUGUCUUGCCAAAGAGCAGUAAUACGCAAGUAAAUAAGAAUAAGAAAAGUAGAAAAUAUCGUAAGAAAGAACCAUUUAAAGCAACUUCUACCCCUUCUAAUUCGUUUAUCAUUGAACCUUUACAAUCAGAAAAAGUAGAUGAGGUCCAAAGAAAGAUUGUUUUAAGUGAAGAAAUUAAUCAGAUCCAUUUUACAAUACAUAAAAAGGGGAGCCCAAUAGUGAAUGAUAAAGAAAAUAGUGCUGAAUUAAAUCAAUAUGAUUCACCAGAACAAGAAUUGCAACUUGCUAGUAGCAAGCAUGCCCAAAUUAACGGGAAAGAUGAAAAGAAAGAGGCUAAACUAAAGAAACCCACUAAGGUGAAAUCUAAGAAAGUUGAGCAGACUGAAAGGGCCAAAGGGCCCAAAAUUUCAGUUCAGAAAAAGAAUAAACAACUACUAAGAGACGAAUCUGGCUUAAAUGAGGAAAAGUCUACACAUCCUUCAGAUUCUAGCGUCAUAUUAAUUCCAACAAUAGAAAAUAAAAGUACUGAAUUAGAUUUAAAAUCUAAAGUUAAGAAGAAGAAUAGAAAAGUAAGGAUUCAAAGAAAAGCGGUAGCUCAUAAGUUACAAGGAAUUAAGAAGAGGAGCAUGUCUCGAAAACAGUUAAUCGCCAAAGAAGCCAAAGGAGCUGAUCCUAUAAACCUUCUAGGUCCAUUAAAAUACAAAGUAAUCCUUCGAAAGAUUCUAUAA
Scheffersomyces amazonensis is the source of this 840-nucleotide messenger RNA. RefSeq lists its product as uncharacterized. The record is from RefSeq and is a predicted model, not a curated record. Lineage: Eukaryota; Fungi; Ascomycota; Pichiomycetes; Serinales; Debaryomycetaceae. Bases 1 to 840 code for a protein of 279 amino acids. The transcript has 2 exons.